Molecule: messenger RNA, 2417 nt
Organism: Odocoileus virginianus texanus
Lineage: Eukaryota; Metazoa; Chordata; Mammalia; Artiodactyla; Cervidae
Gene: KCTD20
Product: potassium channel tetramerization domain containing 20
Biological process (GO): positive regulation of phosphorylation
Cellular component (GO): cytoplasm
Molecular function (GO): protein binding
Source: RefSeq, a predicted model, not a curated record
AAAACAGAAUUUCUUCUGAGAUUUGAACAUUAAGAAUACACAUGCAGAGGAAGUGAACAGAAAAUCUUCAGUGGAGUUGGGUUAAACAUAUAUCUACCCAGAGUCCAUCUUGAAGAUGGCAGGCUCUUAGCCAUCAGUAACAUCCUAGAAGGAGAUCAUGUGGAUAUUUUAGAUCGUUCUCUGUCACUUCUGUUGUCUCUCCUCUCACCUUCACCCCCUUUUAACCUAUUCCCAGAGAUCCUGGGUAUCAUCACCAGAAAGCAUAUGUGAAGCAAGACUGGAAAACCUAUUCCCCUUUAAUAGAACACAUUAGCAGAGUUCUCCUUACUGUGAAGUAAGAAAAAAGCAUAAUGGAACUAGAACAAAGUCAGUGAUAAGCAGUUAACAUAGUUAAACAAAUGUAGUGGUUUUCACCUAAGAGCAGACUGAAAGGACUAGGAUUUGUCAGUCUGGAAUGAAGAUCUGUUCUGAGGACCAAGAUGCAUUUGGGGGAUGGUUACAGAAAUGAGCCAUGGAUUUCUCUUUGAUCAAGCAAACAGUUCGGGAUACACAGUCCAAGGAUGAAUGUUCACCGCGGCACUGAGAACGACAGGUUAUUGCGGCAGGAGGCCAGCUGCCUGAUGGAUGAAGCUUCAGCUGCAGCUCAAGAAAAAGAAGCAAAUAGUCCAGCUUCCUCUGGUCUUCAAAAUCUUACUUAUCCUCUAGGUCCCAGGAAUGAUGACCUUCCACUUGACUCUGCCUCUCAGCCAGCAAAUCUUCCGUUCCCUCACAUGAUGUCACUUCCCGAAGAUGUCAAAGGCUCUUGCUUCCAAAGUGGGAAUAAACGGAACCAUGAACCCUUCAUUGCUCCAGAGCGAUUUGGAAAUAGCGCUGUGGGCUUUGGCUGUAACAUUCACUCUCAGGCGCCAGAGAAAGUGACACUUCUUGUAGACGGCACACGUUUUGUUGUCAACCCACAAAUUUUCACUGCUCAUCCGGAUACCAUGUUGGGCAGGAUGUUUGGACCAGGAAGAGAGUACAACUUCACACGUCCCAACGAGAAGGGCGAGUAUGAGAUUGCAGAAGGAAUCAGCGCAACUGUAUUCAGGACGGUGCUGGAUUAUUAUAAAACUGGUAUCAUCAAUUGUCCUGAUGGCAUCUCUAUACCAGACCUUAGAGAUACGUGUGAUUAUCUCUGCAUUAACUUUGACUUCAACACUAUCCGAUGUCAAGAUCUGAGUGCUUUACUGCAUGAACUGUCUAAUGAUGGUGCUCACAAGCAGUUUGAUCACUACCUCGAAGAGCUGAUCCUGCCCAUCAUGGUGGGCUGUGCCAAGAAAGGGGAGAGAGAAUGCCACAUUGUCGUGCUGACGGAUGAGGAUUCUGUGGACUGGGACGAAGAUCACCCCCCACCCAUGGGAGAGGAAUAUUCUCAAAUUCUUUAUAGCUCUAAGCUCUACAGAUUUUUCAAAUACAUUGAGAAUCGGGAUGUUGCUAAAACAGUGUUAAAGGAACGGGGCCUGAAAAACAUUCGCAUUGGAAUUGAAGGUUAUCCUACCUGUAAAGAAAAAAUUAAGAGGAGACCUGGCGGCCGGUCUGAAGUAAUCUAUAAUUAUGUGCAGCGCCCCUUUAUCCAGAUGUCAUGGGAAAAAGAAGAAGGAAAGAGUCGCCAUGUGGAUUUCCAGUGUGUUAGAAGCAAAUCCCUCACAAAUCUAGUAGCUGCUGGAGAAGAUGUCUUGGAGGACCAAGAAAUCUUAAUGCACCAUCCACCCCAAGUGGAUGAACUUGACCGGCUGAAUGCCCCACUUUCUCAGAUGGCUUCUAAUGACUUUCAGGAUUAGGGCCGGCUGUGGGUCUGUCCCUCUGCAGGCCUUGUCUCUGUGUGGGAUGCCCAGCCAGUACUCCCCUGUUUGUCUCACAUGCUUCUCCCCCAUCCUUUCCUCUUUCCCCAUAAUUAACCUGUAUCCUUUUCAGUAAGCCUGUGCCUCCGGCAGAGGAUGAAAAAGCAUUCGCUGGUAAUUCAACUACCAGCUUUGCAGCAGCCCUGGAAACUUGAAAAUUUGGGGUCUGGUGCUGUUCACCAAGUCUGCAUAACUGUGGAAGCAGAAAAGGAAGUCAGGACUCCUGUUGCCUCAUAUUUGGCAAAGCAGUUCUCGUCCUUCACACUCUGUUCUUGGUUGUUGUUUGUUUUGUUUAAUACCAGGCGAAUUACUUAGCAGCAAGGGACCAAACUUAAAAGGAGACAAUCUGUACCUUCUACAAACACACACUGAUGGGAUGCCCAUUAGAGGUUAGUGAAGGUACCAUCCUGGUGGCAUCUGUGCCCAGGCUGCAUCUGGGAAGAAAUAGGCUCUUAACACAAAAUGUUCAAAAGGAAAUUCUUUUUUUUUUUUUUUUAAUAUUUAUUUAUUUGGCUGUACCAGGUCUUAGCUGCAGCA